AGAAGUGAAGCAAUGACAAUAAUAAUUCUGAUUCCUCUCCUCACUUUUGGGUAUUGGCUUUCAAAGUGAUUGCUGACUCCUCCUUUGUUCUGCUUUCCUUCCCACAACAGACACGUUCGCCCUGUAAUCCUAUAUUCUGUUCCUCUCUUCCUUUAUCUACUCAAUCAAUCCCCAUAACCCCAUUCAAAGCAAAAUCAUUUAUCUUUUUCCUGUUAUGGAAAUUCAACAACAAGCCAUCAAGUCUAGGUUCAGACGCAUCUGUGUCUACUGUGGCAGCAGACCUGGAAAGAACCCCAGCUACCAACUCGCUGCUAUCCAACUCGGAAAACAACUGGUUGAGAGGAACAUUGACUUGGUUUAUGGAGGUGGAAGUAUUGGCUUGAUGGGUCUGAUAUCACAAGUUGUCUAUGAUGGUGGACGCCACGUGUUAGGAGUGAUUCCCAAAACACUUAUGCCCAGAGAGAUCACUGGAGAGACUGUAGGAGAAGUAAGAGCUGUAUCAGGCAUGCACCAACGCAAGGCCGAAAUGGCUCGACAAGCUGAUGCAUUUAUUGCCAUGCCAGGUGGAUACGGCACCCUCGAAGAACUAUUGGAAAUAAUCACAUGGGCUCAACUUGGAAUCCAUGAUAAACCGGUGGGGUUGUUGAACGUGGAUGGGUACUACAACUCGCUGCUGGCAUUCAUGGACAAAGCUGUGGAUGAAGGUUUUGUAACACCAGCUGCCCGUCAUAUUAUUGUUUCUGCCCACACUGCCCAAGACCUCAUGUGCAAGCUUGAGGAAUAUGUCCCUAAGCACUGUGACGUGGGCCCCAAGCUAACUUGGGAGAUGGAGCAACAGUUAGUUAACACAGCAAUGUCAGAUAUUUCUCGUUGACAUAAUAAAUUCAAUCUUCUACAAACACACUAAUGCACAAGGACUCUAGAUUUAGUACAUAACAUCUACCUCAAAAACAAGCAAAAUUCGACCCGACCCAUGUUCAAGUAAGCUCCACAGAAUAGGACGACCACAGUCCUUUUUAGUUUAGUUGUGGAUCUGAUCAUUUCAACCAUCACUGAAUUUUCAUUUUCCCCCCUUGUUGUCUACGGUUCUGGUUCAAGAUUCACUGUGUAAUUUCUUGCUUUUUUUUUUUUUUUUCUUGGUUUGCUUUUAUGGUUUUGAGUCUUUUGACUAUGUAUUGUAAUCUCACUCUUUAUUACAAACUAAUUGUGCAUUAGAAUUUUACCUGGAUGA
Messenger RNA from Gastrolobium bilobum, 1231 nucleotides. RefSeq names its product cytokinin riboside 5'-monophosphate phosphoribohydrolase LOG1-like. The record is from RefSeq and is a predicted model, not a curated record. Gene Ontology annotation, biological process: cytokinin biosynthetic process. Bases 215 to 874 code for a protein of 219 amino acids. Lineage: Eukaryota; Viridiplantae; Streptophyta; Magnoliopsida; Fabales; Fabaceae. Gene Ontology annotation, molecular function: hydrolase activity, hydrolyzing N-glycosyl compounds. The transcript has 7 exons. Gene Ontology annotation, cellular component: cytosol; nucleus.